Calidris pugnax (ruff) is the source of this 3963-nucleotide messenger RNA. It is a transcript of the gene TMEM51, whose product is annotated as transmembrane protein 51. NCBI's taxonomy places the organism in Eukaryota, Metazoa, Chordata, Aves, Charadriiformes, Scolopacidae. The record is from RefSeq and is a predicted model, not a curated record. The transcript has 8 exons. The coding region runs from base 2455 to 3207 and encodes 250 amino acids.
AGCAGCUGCAGAGCAGGUAAGAGCCACCAAAGUCUCAACUGGGGGAGAGUUCAAGCUCUAGAAACCAACUGGCUCCAUAGCUCUGUCACCUAUAGCUGUAAUAACAGUAGUACUGGGAAUUAAACAUUGCAUUAAAUGUGACUGUGGAGAGAUCAGCUGGGCACGGACUGUGGUGGGGUUUGUGGCACUUGGAGCGGUUCCUUGCAUGUGUGUGUGUCUGUCCUUCAUGUGCAGGGGAGGGGAUGCAUGUCCUUGCCCACCCCAGCCAUGGGUUUAAGAGCUCUGGGUGCAAUGCCAGUCCUGGUUGUGAUGCCUGUGCCAUUGGGGACCACGCCGGGUGUCCUGGGCCACCACUUGCCCCUGUGGAGGGGGACAUGGGUGUCAUCUGUGCCAGAGCCAGGGCGAGUGGAGCAGGCUUUUUCUGCAUUCCAUGGGGUUGUCCUGGGCUGAGGGGUGUUGUCUGGGUAGCUUUGUCCCCCUCCUUGCCCUACAUGUCGCUGGCAGUGGUGGGUGGGCACGCGGGGACUGGUGCAUGGCUGCUGCAUCCCCCUGGCAUGCUGGCUGCAUCCCUGGCAUUGUGUGAGCCAUCCCUGAGCCGCAGCCCAACACGGGGGACACCACAGCCAUCCCGGUCACCCCUUUGCCCACUGAGACUCCUCACUGAAUGUGGCCAAAGGGUUCCAUGGCCACUUGACUUUCGAUGGCCAAAGUCAACAAACAUCCCCCCGCCUCCAGCGCUCCUCGCUGGAAAUAAGACUCAUUCAUGUCCUUUGAGAUGCAGAACCCAGCCCGAUAAAUGCAAUAUUUUUAGGUCUGGUGCGGGGGUGUGUUUGUUUUAGGGCUGACUUGCACUGUUUGUGCACUUCGCCCAGAUAAUGUUGUGCAGACGGAGUCACAGGAGCUUUCCCCAGCAAGGACUUUAGACCGAGAGAGGAAAAUAUCACCCAAGGUGUCGUGCUGGGAUGGCCAGGGUGCCCUUCACGGGGGGGCACCCAAGGACUGCUGAGCUCCGUUACUGGUGUGUGAGUGAGCCACGCUGGUCCUGGCAUCAUCUCUGGGUGACAUUACAACCGGAGCUGUGUUUAUCUGUCGCGCUGUUUGCCACGCACUAAAUCCCUGCAGAUCAGGAGCAGGUCUGAGAGGUUGCAGACGGGAAGCAGGGGUGAGUCCUGGAGGGGUUCCUGCCCUGGCACUGGCUCACCCCAUCAGGUGAUCUCACCCCCCUGGGGACUUACAUUUUGCAUGAAAGAGCUAAACCUGUCUAUGUUAAAUACUGGAAUGGAUUGUGAGGGUAACUGGUGGAUUUGGAGACGUGGUCGGUCACAGGCUGUGGGUGACGGGGGUCACGAAUGGUGGCGUCUCCCCAAAUGCGGGGAGAUGGGUUGCUGCCCGGGCUGCUGGGUUAUUGCUCGGGAUCGCUGAAAGGUUGGAAAUGUCCUGGUUAUUUAUUCCCCCAUUUUCAGUGUUUUCCCUGAAGGUGUUUUCUACUCUCGCUGCUUUGUGUGUACAAAGACGAUGUUGGAAACACCUUUCUGAGUCCCUGGGGAUGUGACAGUGCCCAAAAGCAUCCCUUGCUGCAGACAUCCCCUGUGGCUUUUGGGACAUCCCUCUCUGCCGAGAGAGCAUUGACCCUGCAGCUGUCUCCCCUUCACCCUGACCUGGUGCAGCCACGAGCACCCGCAGUGCCGCAAACCGGCUCACUCCAUCCACCCGGGACACUGGAUCAGGCCCCGUGUCCAGCCCUGGAUCUCAUAUUCCCAACCCUCUUGUCCUGAUCGAGCCACUGGCAUCCUGAUGGCACCCCAUGGGACACGGGGACCCCAAGAAAAACAUGAAGAAGUUUGUCUGUCCCCUUCCACAUGUGUCACUGGCAGCGAAGGGGGGGUUCCUGUGCCCAGCCUUUGGCAAGGCAGGACUGAGCCAGAGUAUCCCAGGACAAGCCGUCUGGCUCCAGGAGUGGGGUGUCACCCGGAGCGGUGCUUGCGGCUCGCUGUUGGACAGGUUUGGAGGAAUCCCAGGACGUGGCUGUGCUCUGGGCUGGGAUUUGCAGUGGUGAUUUUAAGCUCACCAGCAGAGAAGACUGUUUGCUGCUGUAGCUACUGACCCACGGAGCUGCUGGAGACGACAGCACAGCUCUCAAAGUUGGCCUUUGAUUAAGGAGGAAGGUGAUCAGGGAAGGGGCAGCGCUGCCGGGAGGAGGAGCCGGGGCAGAUGGGUCUGAUGUGCUGCUGAUUGCUUAUGAAGACCUUAGAAGACCCCACAAGGAACAGGCCUGAUGAUAAGCUUUUGUGAAAAUUGCCCAGCUGGGAUUUCCUGGAAAAGCAGUCACCAAUGAGCUCGCUGCCUGCCCGGGGAGGGGACCGCACGCAUGCUAGCCGGACCGCAGCCCUCCCGAGCCCAGCCCUGCUGUAAGGUGGGGGCAGCCCGGCCAGUGGCCGGCCAACAGCGGGAGCGAUGGCCCAGUCUCGGACCAAUGGCUCUCACUAUGCCCUGACGGCCAUCGGGCUGGGGAUGCUGGUCCUGGGCAUCAUCAUGGCCGUCUGGAACCUCGUCCCUGGCUUCGGCCCCGCUGACAAACCUGCCACCCAUGCCGGCAACAGCAGCAAGCCUGAUCGUGGCACCGGGGGAAUUCUGAAGAGCAAGACCUUCUCGGUGGCGUACGUGUUGGUGGGAGCAGGCGUGCUGCUGCUGCUGCUCUCCAUCUGCCUGAACAUCCGGGACAAGAAGAGGCAAAGCGAGGACAUCCCUCACAUCCAGCACCAAGCAUCUGUAGAGCCCUCGCACCAGGAGGACAGUCAAGAAGAGGACGAAGACAUGUCUUCCCAGUACUACGUCCCCAGCUAUGAGGAGGUGAUGAACACGGGCUACUCGCAGCCCAGAGACUCGGAGAGGAGCAACAGGAUGAGCGUCUCCCUGCCCUCCUACGAGUCGCUGACGGGGCUGGAGGAGGGCACGCAGCCACCGGGCGCCGCCGGCCCAGAGCCCAGCAUGGAGCAACAGCCCGGCCGGCACAACUCGCGUCUCAGCAAGCGCCUGAAGCCGCUGAAGGUCCGGAGGAUCAAGUCGGAGAAGCUGCACCUGAAGGACAUCAGGCUGAACCUCUCGGAGGGGAACAGCACAGCCCCCAUCACGAUAGAGCCGCUGACCCCACCGCCCAAGUACGAAGAGAUCCAGCAGAAAGUGCCAGAGAGCCAGCAAAUGACUUAGAAAAGGGAAUCUGUGAUGCUGCUGCAGGGUUUUGUUGAGGUUUUGUUUUAUUUUUUUUUAAAAAAGAACCACACUAAGAGGGGCUCGGUCUGUGGGUGUGGAAGUGGUCGGGGCUCCCAGGAAGUGGCGAUGUGGAGGACACGAUGGGUGCCUUGCGCUGUGGCACAGGGACAGGAUAGGCUUUCCCUGGGACGGGGUUUGGCCAAAGAAACCUGAAUGCCGGUAGGUCUGCUGCUCUGGAGUAAAUGAAGGCUGGAAGUACUGAAAGUGGGAGUUGUGGUGGUGUAAAGAUGGACCACCCAAUGUAUCUUCUCUCCCCCCAGCGCCAGCAAGACUUUCCCAAGCUACCAAACUGAUACAGAAUGAGGAUUUUCCAAGUGGGAAAGGGCAACACUCCUUUUUUUGGUGCCUUUUCUGCCUGAGCAAGGGAAAAUGCCUUGCCAGAGUGGCGUGGUGACAUUCCCAGGCUGGGACUGAGAUGGUGGCCCUGGGCCAGCCCUGGCUUCUGCCAAGUUCUGGGCUUGCUGGUGGGCAGGGGACUGGAACAGGCCCUAUGCUCCUCAGGGAGAGAAUGGAUUUCUUGCCUCGGUUGCCUUCCCCGUUUUGUUUUGUGCUGCGAUGCAAAGGGAUGGUCUGUUUGAGGCACAUGGAUCAAUCCGGGAUGGGUGGGGAACUGAGUUGCCCCCCUGGCAGGAGGUGUACGGGGUGAGAUGACUGCUGAGUGUGCUGUGCGAGCAGACCUCUGCUAAAUAAAUA